This is a messenger RNA of Bombus pyrosoma, 510 nucleotides long. RefSeq names its product suppressor protein SRP40-like. The coding region runs from base 1 to 510 and encodes 169 amino acids. Lineage: Eukaryota; Metazoa; Arthropoda; Insecta; Hymenoptera; Apidae. The record is from RefSeq and is a predicted model, not a curated record. The transcript is spliced from 3 exons.
AUGAAUAAAUUGCGAAACAGUUGCAGAAACUCGGGUCCAAAGAAGAAAUUAAGCUGCGCAUCGAAUUCAAGCUGUUGCUGUAAGAUCACCAGGUUGGCGGACAGCACAGAACUCUCGACUUCUUUCUCCUCUUCGACAUCAUCAUCUUCCUCAGACUCCGAAUGUUCAUGUUGCAGUUUAAGUUACGAUCAUCGAAAUUGCGAUCAUUCAAGGCGUGAUCGUUCAAAUCAUGAUUAUUCAAGUUGUAGUCGCCAUGCCUGUAAAAAUACACCCAAAGAACGAAAAAGUAAGACAAAAGCAAAGAGACAACUGACAUUGUUAUGCAAGUCGUCAUCGAAGAGCAAUACUUCAAAGAAAAAGUCUCGACGUAAGAAAAGACGUUCGUCACCAUCUCUGUGCUCGUGUUCGGGUUGCGAUUGUUCGGAGAACUCGAACGACAGCGACGAUGAGUGCGCCGUUACCUCAUCGAGCAAAGGAAGGACUAGAUCACGUCGUAGAUCAAAAGCAUAA